Molecule: messenger RNA, 6759 nt
Organism: Diabrotica virgifera virgifera (western corn rootworm)
Lineage: Eukaryota; Metazoa; Arthropoda; Insecta; Coleoptera; Chrysomelidae
Exons: 3
Coding region: 2554-3885 (443 amino acids)
Source: RefSeq, a predicted model, not a curated record
AAAUAACAACAAGAGAGAAGUCAAAAGAUAGGCAAUAACUGGAACACUCUUUCUGCGCAGGACGCCAUUUUGUGCGUUAGAAUUUGCAAUUUCCCGGCCCGGCAUAGAUAGAUAAUUUGGCGGUUUGUACUGAAUACUACUAAACAUAUUUUCUAUUUUCAUUACUGGAUAGUGCUGGAAUUGCUGAAAUUGAAUAUCGGAACUUGGAAUUACAGAGAAGUGAUAUAGACUAAUCAUCAUCAUCAUCAUCAUCAUCAGCCCCUCUCGAUCCACUGCUGGACAUAGGCCUCCCAUGUUUGUAGACAAGUAGAAGAGACAAGUAGACUAAUAGAAUAGAAUAACAGGUAUAGUGUAGGUACAUGUAAGUAGGUAGGUUAAUACCUUGGCUACCGUGUGAGAUGCCAGCAUUUGACACAAAAUAUCGACUGUAAUAUCGUGUGAGACGCUGGCUUCCAUUGUUAUUAAAUGAUUUAAAAUGCUCUAAAGCGAGAGUUUUUAGUUUCUCAUAUUGGUUUCAAAAUAAGGAUAAAAUGGUACAAAAUUACAUCUUAUUAGUUUAAGUGAUCGCUAACCAAGGUGUUAAACGUUAAUAAAGGUAUGGUAGUUAUAUUGUAUGUAGGUACAGUUGAGUCCAUGGUUCUCAUUAAUACCUGGAGAGAUAAAACACAUACUUGUCACUUAGCACCAUUGUGUUCCACGCAUGACACUAACGACAAACCAGCUACUGCCUGUUAUUAAGUAAACACACAUGUUAUUUUUAUGAACAUUUUAGACUCAGUACAUCGAAAAAAUAGAGGUACAAAAAGACGCUUGGGGACGUUUUCAGAUUUAAGUACAAUUUGCAACAUUUCUGGUUUGUUUAUUGUUUGUUUUUCACAACUAAUUUUAUUUUGGCAUUAAUUUACAUACAAAGUUCACCUCAUUCACACAGAUUGUCAUAACCACUUUCUGCCAAUGUACUCAACUGUAAAAUUAGUUUAUCAUUUUAUAGUGUAAAUACAAAUAAAAAACUAGUAUUGUAACAAAAGUCAGUGUUUUGUAAGUAGGUAGGUUAAAAAUAUCAAUAAAGGUUCUGUUUAGUUACAAUUUAUAGUGGUUAUAUUGUAUGUAGGUAAUAUUAUUUUAUCAUUUUGCAAUGUCAAAUUCUAAAUCCCAACCCGGUAAAUAUGUUCACGGAUGUUUAGCGUCCUAUUGUAAUAACAAGUAUUUUCAUCCUGUCACAGACCCAGAGUAUACAAAUAAAAAGUUUUUUAGAUUUCCAGAUAAAGAUUUAAAAAGACGUCAUGACUGGUUUGAAAUUAUUGGUAUUGAAUUUACUGAAACUAGGUGUUAUUUAUGUGAAGAUCAUUUUGAGGAAACACAAUUUACAAGCAGCUUAAAAACAAAACUUUUAAAUAAUGCAGUGCCCUCCAAAAUAAUUCACAUAUCCAAUGUUCAUGAUCAACUUUUGCCUAUACCUGCACAUUCUUCUGAUGAAAUCUCUGUUUCAAAUGUACACAUUUUUAGUAACAAAGAAAUAGUUCCUCCAAAAUUAUCCUCCAUUAAUAACCCAGUCAAUAAUAAACGGUCAAUUUCCAGUCAGCAUGAUAAUGAGUAUAGUAUUACACCUAAAUGUAAGCGAUCCCGUAUUUUGAAAGAUAUUAAUGAAACCAGAGUAAGAGAUUUGUCUCCUAAAAAGAAAAAGUUAUAUUUUUUAAAUCGUACUCAUAGAAAUUCUAUUUGUAAAUUGAAAAACUGUUUAAAAGUAACUAAACAGAAAUUCAAAUUGGCAUAUGAGUUUUCUAAAGGUGAAAGGUUUAGGGAAUUAGAAGAAAAUAUGGACCCUACAAUUGCAUCAUUUUUUAAAAGUUCUUUUUCAAAUCUUAAAGUUAAAAGGCCUACUUGGACAACACGUGAUAAGGUAUAUGCUUUGGCUUUGUACAAAAGGGGUCCUAGAUGUUACAGAUUUUUGAGACGUAGUAUACCAUUGCCAGCUAAAAGUACCCUUCAGAAACUAUUAAAAAACAUUCCUUUUGCAGCUGGAAUAGAAAUUCAAUUAUUAAAGAAACUUUGUAAAAGAGUAGAAUCCAUGGGACCAUUGGAUAGAUAUUGUUCCUUAGUUUUUGAUGAAAUAUCAUUGUCUCAGAAGUUAAGUUACGAUAAAUUUAGUGAUAAAGUCAUUGGUUAUGUAGAUCUUGGUCCAUUGGGUCGUAAAAAUGAGUAUGCUGAUCAUGCACUAGUUUUUAUGCUCAAUGGUCUGCACAAAAGUUGGAAACAACCAAUAGCUUUUUUUUUACACAACAUUCUGUAAAAUCACAUGAUUUGAAGGUUUUAAUUUCACAAGUGAUUAGUCAGGUAGAAAUAGAAACCGGUUUGAAAAUACUGUGUACUGUGUGUGACCAAGGUGCUACAAACCGUGCUGCUAUUAACUUACUUUGUAGGGAAAAUAACGAACCAGGGCCUCACUUUUUCAUCAAUAAUCAUAAGAUAUUGACAAUUUUCGACCCACCACAUUUAUUAAAGUCAACUCGUAAUGCUCUUUUAAAGUACCAUAUUCAGUUUGAUCAGACAAAAAUGGCCAAAAUUGAUCAUAUAAGACAGUGUUUUAAUAUAGACAAAAGAAAACGUUUUCAAGCAUUAAGACGGAUAAGGGAGGUUUAUUUACAUCUCAAAACUCAUAGUCGCUUAAAAAUGAAAGUGUGUGUAGCCGCACGGACCCUCAGUCAUACAGUUGCUUCCACUUUGGAAGAGAUGGUUAGUAAUCCAAAUAAUAAUAUACCCUCUCAAGCUAUCGAAACUGCUGAAUUUGUGCAUGAUGUAGAUCAGCUUUUCGAUAGCUUUAAUGGCAGAACAACAAAGCCUGAAUGUGGCAAGCCUUAUCGUAGGUGUAUGUCUAAUAGAUCUCCUCAUGCCGUGCUGUGGAAUCGCCUUCUUCCUAAAAUUAAUAGCUGGAUGUUUAUUGAUGAAAAAGUCAAAAAGAAGGUAAUGCCAUUUAAGUCAGGGUGGUUAACAACCAUUGCAGCCACAAAAGAGUUGUGGAAUAUUUGUAAAGAUUUGGGAUUUAAGUUUUUAAGAACCCGUGCUCUAAAUCAAGAUCCUUUGGAAAACUCAUUUGCCUCUAUACGCCAUCUAGGAGCAGAAAAUGUAAAUCCAAGUUGCUACCAGUUUAUUUCAUCAUUUAAAACAUCUGUUCUUAAUAACUUAAUUACUCCUUCUUCUAAUAAAAAUUGUGAAACAGAUGAUGGCUCUAUUCUUGAUAAUUUGCAAGACUUUUUGGAAAGUUCAAUAACCAAAAAUGAUUUUAUUGAUUUAGAUGUUUUAGAUGUGAAUGAAAUAGAAAAUCUAGCUCUACCAUUACCUGAUACAGAUGUUACAGGUCAUGAAGGUAACACAUUAGCAUAUGUUGCUGGGUUUAUAAUAAAAAAUCUUAAAUCGAUUAAAGAAUGUGAGGUGUGUGCAGCUAAUAUCAUAUCUGACUGUUUGGAACCACACCAUACAUUUACAAUGUUUAAAGAAUAUAGUGAUAAUAAAUUAAGUUUAAAUUAUGUUACAAAAAAUUUUCUAGUAGAUUUAGCCAAAAUGUACGAUAUUGUAAUUGCGGUAUUAGUCAUUAAUGGACAUAUAAACCAUUUGGUCAAAAAAAUUAAAAUUCUGAUAAAAAAGUAUGUAACUCUGGAGUGGUUUACUUGUAACCAACAUUUGGAUUAUGUGUUUAAUUAUUGUCUAGAUGUGUCUGUAUCCUUAAUAAUUAAGAAAUAUUAUGAUGAUGUUUAUAGAAGUUCUCAAGAUUUGCAAAAAAAUGAUUUACGAAAAAAGAAAAUUAAUACUAAUAAGAAAAUUAAUAAUCCCUCCCUUAGACGGAAUCUGAGCUGUAGGGCUAAAUCUGAUAACAAUAAUGAUCAGUGAAAUAGUUAAUGGUAAAUUUUAUUAUAUUGUAUUCACAUUUAUAUAGUGAUGAGCAAGCUAAUCAUCGGCAAAAUAAUGCAAAAGAGGGAAAACAUAUUCAGUUUGAGAUAAAAAGAAAUGAAACUAAUGAAGGUGGGAGAUGUAGCGAUAAACACCUAUAAACUUACAUUCCAUUUAUUGUUUUCCACCUUUAGACAUAUCAGAGGAGCAUGUCAACUAAAACUGUCACUGUCAUUGUGGCAAUUGCCAAACUCGUCUGAUACAUCUAAAGGUGGGAAACAAUAAGUAGAAUGUAAAUUUAUAAGUUUUUAUUGCUAAAUCUCACACCUUCUAGUUUCAUUUCUUUUUAUCCCACAACUUGAAUGUGUUUUCCAUCUUUUGUGCACACUCCAGCACACUCAUCACUGUAUAACUAACAUAGUAUAGUAGUCCCCAGUACAAGGACCUAAAAUCUCACUGAUAUAAUAUAUCUAUAAUACAGGGUGUCCCGAAAAGAAUGGUCAUAAAUUAUACCACACAUUCUGGGGUCAAAAAUAGUUCGAUUAAACCUAACUUACCUUAGUACAAAUGUGCUCUUAAAAAAAGUUACAGCCCUUUGAAAUUACAAAAUGAAAAUCGAUUUUUUCCAAUAUAUCGAAAACUAUUAGAGAUUUUUUAUUGAAAAUGGACAUGUAUCAUUCUUAUAGCAGGAAUAUCUUAAAACAAAAUUAUAGUAAAAUUUGUCCACCCCAUUAAAAUUUUAUGGGGGUUUUGUUCCCUUAAACCCCCCUAAACUUUUUUGUACGUUCCAAUUAAUUCAUUAUUGUUAUGCUAUUAGUUAAACACAACGUUUCUAAAACUUUUUUGCCUCCCAGUAUUUUUUUGAUAAGCCAGUUUUUAUCGAGAUACGGCUUCUUUUUUAAUAUAUUUACAUAAAAAUUUUAUGGGGGUUUUGUUCCUUUAAACCCCCCAAAUGUUUGUGUACGUUCCAAUUAAACUAUUAUUGUGGUACCGUUAGUUAAACAAACUGUUUUUAAAACUUUUUUGCCUCUUAGUCCUUUUUUGAUAAGUCACCUUUUAUCGAGAUGUGGCUUCUUUUUCAAAAUAUACCUAAAAAUGUAAAUUAUAAAAAAAUUUUCAGAUUAUUAACAGGUCUCUAUAAUCGUACUUACCAUAUACAAAAUAUGUAGUGGAUUCCACAAAUAUUCAAAAUAUCUCGAUAAACACUGGCUUACCGAAAAAUUACUAAGACGCAAAAAAGUUUUAAAAACAUUGUGUUUAAGUAAUGGUGCCACAAUAAUAAUUAAAUUGGAACGUACACAAAAGUUUGGGGAGGUUUAAGGGAACAAAACCCCCAUAAAAUUUUGAGGGGCUGCACAAAUUUCACUUUAAUUUUUUUUUAAGAUUUUGCUGCCACAAGAAUGCCACAUGUCUAUUUUAAAUAAAAAAUCUUCAAGAGUUUUCGAUAUAUGAAAAAAAAUCGAUUCUCAUUUUGUAACUUCAAAGGGCUAUAACUUUUUUUGUGUGCACUAUUGUAUUUAGGUUAGUGAGGUUCAAUCAACCUAUUUUUGGCCCCAAAAUCUGUGGUAUAAUUUAUGACCAAUCUUUUCGGGACACCCUGUAUAGUAUAUCUAUAAUAUAUCACUGAUAUAUUAUAUUAUAAUAUAAGUUUCAAGCUUUGUAUGCAUUCCUUGCUACAUGUACGACAAACUUUUCCUCUGUGACCAUAAUUGUAUUUAAAUAAACCAAACUUGUAUUGAGAGACAAUAACGUAAAAGUGACAUCUUUGAGAACUAAGCGUUCGAAAACAUAGCAACUCUGAAAGAUUUCACAGAGGAAAAGUUUGUCGGACAUGUCGCAAGGAAUGCAAACACAAAGUUUAAAACUUAUAUGUAUCACUGAAAUUUUAGGUCCUUGUACUGGGGACUAUAUAGUGUAAAGUUAAACAAUUUUUAAUGGCAAACAUUUUGAUUUCUCUUAUAAACAUUUAUUUAAAUUGCAGGUUUGUUCGAUUUGUUUAUCACCUAAAAGUAUUUUACUUAUUUAUUGUAAGUUGAUAUUUUAAAGGUUUGUAUUUUAGCUUUAGUAAAGUUCUCAGUGUAUUAUAUAAUAUUUUCCUUUAGAGAUUUUUAGGCUACUAAUCAAAUAUGUAUCUGCAUUUUGUAAACUAUAAGAUAAAUAAAGAAUAAAGAAGAGCGGGGACAUGCAUGCAUUUUGUGUUGAUCUGUGUUUUACAUCAUUAUUUCAAAACAAUUUUACUGCAUAGAUUUCCCUAUUUUGUUUUAUCAGCACUCCAUACAUGCAUGCGGUAAGUGGGGGGUCCCCGUGAGGAUUAAUAAAAAUAAAAUGUAUGAAGUUGUUUUGUCAGUGUUUAUAUAUUUUAUCCUAUUUUUCUAAAAAGUUCUGAGGGAACUACAACAGUUAGUUGAUAUUUUAAAGGCUUUUAUUUUAGCUUUAGUAAAGUUCUGUUUGUAUUGUAUAAUUUUUUUUCUUAAGAUUUUUUUAGGCUACUAGUCAAAUUUGUAAUAUGUAUCUGCAUUUUGUAAAAGAUAAGAUAAUUAAAGAAUAAAGAGCGGGGACAUGCAUGCAUUUUGUGUUGAUCUGUGUUUUACAUCAUUAUUUCAAAACAAUUUUACUGCAUAGAUUUUCUUAUUUUGUUUUAUCAGCACUCCAUACAUGCAUGCGGUAAGUGGGGGGUCCCCGUGAGGAUUAAUAAAAAUAAAAUAUAUGUAGUUUUUUUCCCAGUGUUUAUAUUAUUUUCUAUUUUUCUGAAAGUUCUGAAAAAAAAUAUUUUUCUUUAGAUAUUUUUAGGCUACUAAUCAAACUAGUAAUAUCUGCAUUUUGUAAAAUAUAAGAUGAAUAAAGAGGUCGCUGUGAAGAUUAAUAAAAAUAAAA